AUAAAUUCGUCAAAAAAAAAUCAUUCAACAUGCUAUUCAUUUAAGCCGAAAUCCAAUAUUUCUUUGGCAUUUUUGGUUAUUCAUAUGAAAUCUCAUAUUCAUAUUCGUUAGAGAUGAAUUUCGUAUUUUUAUCAAAAUCAAUUAUCGAAAUUAGUUAAUAUACAAUAUGAUGACAGAGCAGUGUGAUUUAGAGCACUUGCAGAUCUGACCCUGCAUUGGUCAAAAAUCGAAUAUAUAUUUCCUCCCCAUCAGCUCAUUAAAAAUUAGCAAUCCUCCCGCACUCCGGUUCGACAGAGUUAAGCUUAGAUGUCUUUAUCUUCAUCGUCCGGAACAAGGAUUAAAAGCUGGAAUUUAGCGACUCUCGAUUUCAUAGAUGUUCCAGGUGCCUUAUCCAAUUCUCUCUCCUUAUCAACCCCGGAUCUCAGAAAAUCUACAAGUCUCUUCGUUCCGAACAAGCAAAUUUCUUCAUCUCAUCAUAACCACAGACUCAGAGAUAAAAUUGAUCAAAUUUUAGCUACUUGCGAAAGCUUAUUCGUUUCAAACAUCAAGGAGAUGCCGCAAGAUUUUGUAAAGCAAUUAAUAUCCCCUCUUCCUCCUAGUGGAUUUAAUUAUUCCGACGAAUUAUCAACUAAAUCGCGGUUCACCAAUGGGAAGAAUGGAUCCCUAAAACUAUAUCAUAAAAAUUGUAAUCCUUCGGUUAAACCAGAAUCUAAUGAAGAUUCAAUCCAUCAUCCUAUUACAUCCAUUGCAUCGUCAAAUAUAACUACACAAACCAAUAUUAUUCCAUGCCUUUAUAUGUCAGAUGCUCAUAAAGACAGGAUUAAAGAAAGAGGCGCCUCGAAGAAAUGCAAAAAAACAUCGAAUAAAAUAUUCCGAGUUGGCAGUUAUCGCAAAAAAUUGAACAUUCAAAAUAACAGCAUCCACCAUAAUCAUACACCAUCCCUCACCAAUUGUAACAAUAUAUCAAACGACGCCUCAUCAACCGCCGCCAAAUUUAACCACCUAAAUCAAGACCACCAAAACGAAAGCGAGCGCUCUUCUGAGUACACCAUAAAUCCGCACCCAAACUCUAAUAAUAAAAAGAGUUGGAUGAUAAAGAUGAACGUUCUACACGAGCAGGAGGAUGAAGAAAUUAUCGACGAUGUUAAAAAUAUUCAAAACGAGGCCGAUAAUUUUCAUUCAUUCUUGCCUAUAUGUUGUAGCGUUCGCUUGAUUUUGUGCAAGACUUGCGGCAAAUCUCUUUUCAAUAAAUUAGCACUCCAAUGCCAGAAUUGCUUAAGUUCAAUUCACGACAUUCCUGCUUGCAAAGGUCAAUUGUUUAAAUGUCCGCUUAAUUACAACGAAUUUGACACCCAAGAUUGUAUUAAUAAUAAUAAAUUUUGGAACUUGAAGUCUUUGUCAUUCAAAAAUUUAUCGAAUUGUGAAAACAACAAUUUACACACCGAAAAUCAUCAUAAAAAUCGAUCAAAUUUAAGAAAUAUAAAUCAUGCUACUCAAAAUGACGCGUUCAAUAUGGAUUACAUAUUGUUUAAUAACCCCCCGAAAACAAAUAUAGCUAAAACUAAAUCAGAAGGAGCUCUUCAAUCUUGUUCAUUGGAUAGUAGUUACACAUACGAAAAUUCACCUAAACUAAAAAAUAGUAAGGUCUCUCGUGAAUGUAAUACAACAACGCACAUAAAUUUGAAAACAUCAAAAUCGAUAGAAAAUUUAAGUUCGUCUUUAAAUCGCGAAAUGCUAGGCAACGAAAUCAUUCAAUCAAAUUGCUCUUCGACCGAUAUCAAUGAUACCCUUAAGAAAUACGUUGAGAUAAACAAUAUUUCUAACCAUAAUAAAUAUGAUAUUGAUCCAGCACAAUUUAUCAGUCUGGGUGUGGAUAAUGUCAUAAAGCAAAAAAAAACAAACACUGAUACCGAAAUGAAUUUACCGAUCGAUAGACUAGAAACUUUUCCCGAUGAUGUUCCUUCCUCCGAACAUAAAACCACCCCUGAUGACUCUCAGUCACAUUUGACCACCAUCCAAGACAUUGUUUCAGAAGUGGAUAAAUACAUUGAUAGCAAUGAUAGCUUCACGGCAAUUCCAGUGAACCAAACCAUCGCGGGCCAGCCCGAACCUAAAUUUAUCAAUAACAGGAACAGCGAAACUAAUAAUAACUUCGAAGUUAAUAAAGUUUACGGUAAUCAUUCCGAUCUAGAUAGAGUAGGUGAUAUAGGCGACUUCGCUACCAACAUCAGAUCCAUAUCAAAUUUUCCUAAUAUAUUCGAUGACCCCUUCUUGACCUACGAUAGUUUGAAUUCGGACGAUAGUGAUAAUUGGACUAAAAUUAGGGGUGACAAAAGGAUGAUUAAGCACAUGAAUUCGAAAGAUAUCAAAAGACAGGACAUUAUACACGAACUAAUAAUAACCGAGCGAUUACAUUUGCAAACAUUAUCUAUAAUUAUAAAGAUUUAUUCCUUUGCUAUGAAAAAUAUUCUGCAAAUCGAUGACGAAACAUUGAAAACACUUUUCCCUCACGUUUCCAAUCUCUUUGACAUUCAUUUAAGCUUUUAUAAACAUCUCAAAAAGAGGCAAGACACCGCUCCUAUCGUUGAAAAUAUCGGAGAUGUUUUAUUGGAUCAAUUUUCGGGAGAAAUGGCCAACAAUAUGAAACGGGAAUACGGAAUAUUUUGUUCUGAACACAAAAGCGCUAUAUUCGCUUAUAAGCAACUCGUUAAAACUGAUAAAAAUAUGCCUUCUUUUAUGCAAGAAGCCCUAUCUCAUCAUUUAUGCCGGAGGAAAAGUGUCCCUGAAUGUAUUUUAGCUAUUACCCAAAGAAUUACCAAAUAUCCUAUAUUUUUAGAAUCAAUUAUCAAAGCUAACAAAGGCAAAAAACAACACGCUGUAAGUAAUAUAGAAGACGAUGAUAAGGUAAUAAAAGCCCUCGACGGGUUAAGAUGCGUGCUUACUCACGUAGAUGAACAGAUCGCCCGUAAAGAGCUGGAACAAAGACUGGCCGAAAUCGUAUCUAAGUUCGACCUCAAAUCAUUCACUAUAUUAGAGGGACAAAAAUUUACGAAACACGAUUUAUCUCCUCUCAAAGGAGAAAACAACAAUGACCAGGGUGGAUCAACCAUUAUGAAAAGAUCGGAUAUCAACUCUCGGAGACUUUUACACGAAGGCGGCCCAUUUGAAAUAAUCUAUGCUGGUUUGAACGGCAUAACAAAGGGUAAUAAACAAUCCUGCCAAAUACAUCUCAUGCUUAUGAACGACAUACUAGUGUUUUUGCAAGAAAAUGGCGGUAAAUAUACUUUCGCUACCUCGGAUAACAAUAAUCAUAAUAUGCCGUCCGUUCUAUCCUUAAAAAAGUUGCUUUUCCGGGAAAAGGCUAGUGAACCAUCGGUAUUCUACAUUAUCAACACGAAUUCUCCAGAGAUGUACGAGAUCGUAUGUGACAAUGUGAAAAACAAGAAUCAAUGGAUGUUUCAUUUAAGAAAGGCGCUAGCUCAGGCCUCUAUCGCUCAAACCAUUCAGAAUCAAAAUGAAGAUAAAAGACACUCAUCUCAAAUCCAAGAAGAUCUUAGAAAAAUGCAAAUCGAAUACGAAAAAAUUCAAACGUUAUUAGCCGACGCCAAGAUCAAAGACAAAGAAAUCGACGUAUUAGUCUCUCAAAAAAAUUCGGCCAUUUCGAAAAUAAUCGAUCAUUUACAAAAAUAUGUCAUUACUCAAGAACUUAAUAAUAAUGGAUUACCGAAUAACUCCUCUAACGCAUCUAACUUCGAAUCCAAAAACUCGUCCAGCUCUUUAUUUCAAAGAAAGUCAUUACCACCUGAUUUCACUUUGAUAGGAUCCUUCCUGGAUAAGUUUAAAAGAGAAAGCGAAGUUAGCUUGUUUAAAUCUAUGACCAAUUAUGUAAGUUUGAACGAUAACGUUUCGACUGUUAACACAGUCACCACUACUGCUAGCAUCAGCGAUAGAAAUCUUCCGGGAGAAGACGAUAUUGACUGUGAGGUUAAUUAUGGCAUCAAAAAUAGCGGACUUGUUAGACUUCAUGACUUUGUCCAGGCCUCUAUAAAUCAAUUAUGUAACGUCAAUCAGUCGUAUUUAAUUCCUUCAUCCUCUGUCAAUCUUAACCGAAGUGUUAGCGAUGUAUUGGAACAUAAUAAGCCAUCUUACGGUCUCACUGAAUCAUAUAAAUACAUUAACAAUUGUUUGGAAAAUUCUCACAAUCUCCUAAACACCAUCAAUCACAAUCUAAGUGAUCUCGAUGAUAGUAGCCCUAUCGAUAAUAAUAACAUUUGUAAUAAUUCUUCUCUUACACAACCCAAAAGGGCUGAAACCUUUGCUGGGUUUGACAGCAAAAUUGUAUUAAAUUCUGGUGGCAAUAACAUUUUAAAAACAUCAAAUAUUACUAUACCGGACGUGGAUAACAAGAAAAACAAAGAUUUUGAUUGCAAUAAUUUGUUACCUAGGGUGAAAAGCUUAAAAUUGGCAAAUGGGGAAUCAUUAAUUUCCUCAUCAAUUUCAUCGUCUUCCUCUAUCUCCCUAAGAAGUCCCAUCGAUUCCGCUACAUCCUCAAAAACGUCUUUAAUAUCAUCACCGGUUUCAUCUUCUUCCAGCUGCAAUAUCAAUAAAAUGAACAAGUUUCCCGAUAACUAUAUGUUGGACAUCUUAUUAUUUCAUCCAUCGUUAUCAGCUAGAAAUAUGAAUUGCGAAAAUGAAAUUCACAGAUUAAAACUCAUUCAAACUCUAACUUUUAUGCAGAAUACUAUCAAUCACGAAAUCACCAACCAGACAAAGCUGAUAACGGAAAACCAAGACCUUAAGUGCAAAUUAAAUAAGUACGAGAUGGAAAAAAAUGACCGAAAAUCAUACAGUUGGCACAGCCAACCAUUAGAGGAAUUGAGAAAUAUCCAAGAAUCUGUGAGUAAAGAACGAGAAAAUAUCAAAAAAGAGAGCGAAAGUGAAAGAGCGGCCCUAUCUGCUGAAAGGAAAACUUUGACAACCCAAAUGGAAGAAUUAAAACUCAUGAGGGAACGAUUAAAAGCUGAUCAAGAUCUAAUCGAAGCUCAAAAAAUGACUAUACACCAAUACUGGGCUGAUAUAGUAAACCAUAGAAGGUCUGGCUCCGGCAAUAAUAAUCUUUUAUCAGAUCCUUGCAGUGUUGAACAACAUAAUAAGCUAAAAUCUUUAUCAACUACCCAUAAUUUACAAUAUUAUCAUUCAAGGUCCAAAUCUUACGAAGAUAAUCCGCAUCUUAUAGAUUUACCCUCAUCUCUUCAUGGCAAUUGUAUCAAUAUAUUAGACGACAAAUUAUCUCAUAGCCAUCCAUUUCCUAGCCAUCUUAUAUCAGCCACAAACGAAAGGAAAAUUUUUUUCAACACACCACAUUAUCCAUCUUCUCUUGAAAAUAUAGACUAUCAGAAUUGUCCUUCCACUUCAAUUUCGUCACAUUUAGGUUCUUCUUAUUCGUUUUCCUUCAAAAGAUUUCAGGAUUGGAAAGAUCAUCAUAAUAACAAUAACAACGCAACUAACAUAUCUAUAUCUCACCCCCCAACCUCCUUCUUAUCCAAUCUAAGCAGUAUCAAACAACCAAGUCGUGGUGCAAGGAGUUUGGCUAUAUCUUCCCUGGCUCAUCAAAGCGUUAAAUUCCGGGACAAGAAGCAUCAAGCCUCGUCCAUUUCUACUUCUGGCUUAUUUCCCAAUAGCCACAAUAUUCCUUUCAGCCAAUUCACUCAAAAUAAUUCUAACAACAAAAUACCUCCCAUAUCGGCUUCCUUUUCUCAUAAUGCGAUUGCAGCGAGUAACAAAAUGAAUAACAAUAUUUAUGGUGCAUCUAACGUAACUGCCGGAGGGUCCUUUUUUCAAAAAAGCAAAACCCAGAUAAUAUCUUCAUCUACUCAUAGGUCGUCGUCUAACCUACUCCCGGUUAACAAUAGUAACAUUUCCAAAAGCGGUAGCAAUAGUUCACAAAUUUUGCCUAUGAAACUAGCGUGCACCCUCGACAACUCGUCUUCCAACAUUUCAAGUGAUAUCAUCCAAGUUCAUAACGAGACGCCAUUAUAUAGCAAACCCUUGUUGAUGAACAAGCAAUACAUUAAACAUCCAAUUACAUCAUUAUUUCAAAAUAAUGUGCAAGCACUCCAUGCAAGCGUGAGUUCUUUAAAGCAGCCUAAUAUUUUUUUAAACGAUAAAAACGAACCAUUGGUAAAUAACCAUUUUAAAUCAAAAUCUAACAUUAGUUCUCCUAUAAGUUUCUCCGUUAAUAAUAACGAAAAAGGAGAAAAUGAUCCAGAUUUACCUUCAGAUGGUUAUAGCAAUUCGCUUUUAGCCACAUCGAGUCACAAAUAUACUCAAUCUAUAUAUUAUUUUUAAUGAUUUAAUAAAUCAUCGUAAUUUUAUCUUCAUAUGAGAAUAUCAUUUCCGAUUAUAUUACUGUUAAUUAUAAUUCAUUUUGAUGAAUUAUUAUAAUUUGUACUCAUCUGCAUAAUAUAUUAUCUUAUCGACUUAAAAUAUUCUAAUUAAAUCUAUUUUUUACCUAAUAGAUGUUACUAAAAUUGAUAAGCCCCCCCCCUCUUCCAACACAAAUUUAACCAAAUUUUAAAGAAAUGUUAUUAUUUAGUGUCAUAUUUGUAUUAUUUAUUUAUUUUUAUGAUACUUUUAUUUAAUUUAUACAUAAUAUCCUUUUGUAAUAUUAUUUAUCUCGUAUUUUGUAAAAAAAAAAAUAUAUAUUUAAAUCUUGC
This is a messenger RNA of Gordionus sp. m RMFG-2023, 6716 nucleotides long. Its product is annotated as protein PF3D7_1417600-like. Gene Ontology annotation, biological process: regulation of Rho protein signal transduction. The record is from RefSeq and is a predicted model, not a curated record. The coding region runs from base 307 to 6348 and encodes 2013 amino acids. Lineage: Eukaryota; Metazoa; Nematomorpha; Gordioida; Chordodea; Parachordodidae. Gene Ontology annotation, molecular function: guanyl-nucleotide exchange factor activity. The transcript has 29 exons.